Mastomys coucha (southern multimammate mouse) is the source of this 2583-nucleotide messenger RNA. RefSeq names its product inactive serine/threonine-protein kinase TEX14-like. Gene Ontology annotation, cellular component: kinetochore; midbody; intercellular bridge. Bases 483 to 2474 code for a protein of 663 amino acids. Gene Ontology annotation, biological process: protein phosphorylation; mitotic spindle assembly checkpoint signaling; attachment of spindle microtubules to kinetochore. NCBI's taxonomy places the organism in Eukaryota, Metazoa, Chordata, Mammalia, Rodentia, Muridae. Gene Ontology annotation, molecular function: protein kinase activity; ATP binding; protein binding. The record is from RefSeq and is a predicted model, not a curated record. The transcript has 15 exons.
CAUCUGGGCCAGAGUCCAGGCCUAGAACUAUUUGGAGCUUUCAGGACCCUUGGCUCUUCACCACACCCGCCUCGUCUCCAUACUCCCCACCUCCAGCCCCAGCCCACUCCUUUUUCAUUCACAUCCCACAUCUGUUCUGGAAACCUAAGAUGUCCCCAGCCCACGGACCCUACCAGCCUUCCGAGCCUCCUAGCCCUUUGAUACUUCAGAGCUUUACCCAGGCUCAGAUUCUGCCCACAGCCCCUGAGUUUCCCUUGAAAUGCCCACCCCUGCCCUAAACCAUGCCAGAUCCCUAGGGCUCCUGGUCUAAUGGUGUGCAGCUCCCUGGCCGGGCCCACCAGAUAUCUCCUUUCCCAUUAGAAACCUCCUAAACCCCUUCUCAACUAGACUGCUCCUCAGCUAGCCCUACUGUCCUUUACCUCCACCCUCCCCUCAGGAGUGGACCCCAUCCCAGGAACUGACAGGCUAGACGCGGGCUGCAGAUGCAUUCACAGGCCUCCCGCUUCCCGGUGGAGCUGGGCUCUGUGAGGGAUUCGGAUGCCCAAUUGGAGCGUCUACAUCGCCUAGCUAUGGCUGGAGGCCCAUGCUGGGGCCUGGCUAGGCUUCUGCGCAGAGUUGUUCAGGUAGAUGGUGAGAACUCUGCUGGGCAGACAGCACUCUUCCUGUCCGCACUACUGGGCCAUACUUCUGCCGUGCGCCUUCUACUGGCCUUCGGCGCCAACCCCAACCACCGCUGCCUUGAUGGCAGCACACCCAUGCAUGCAGGUGCCUCCUCCGGCCGAGGCUUGGUGUUGUGGCACCUGCUGCAGGCAGGAGGUGACCUGCGUCUGCGUGACCAGCAGGGUCGCACGCCUCGAGAUUGGGCUGAGCAGGGUGAUGCCAAGCAGAGCUGGGAAGUGCUGGAGCUGUUGCAGUGGUGCCGGACCCACAUGUCAGCACUGGUGCAGAGUGGGGAGUUGGCGCCCAGUGUGUCCCUGAGUCAGCUGCAAGCUAGCUCUGGGCACAGCCUGUGUGGCUCUCUGCCCUCAUUAAGGCUGGUCCAGGCAGACAGGGCACUGAGGCAAGGGCAGACCAGAAGAUCCCCCAAAACCCCAGCGUUGGGGUUCGGCCAGCUGAGCAGCAUGCAGCCACCGGCACUGGUAAUGGGCAUCCCAGUAAUAGACCCCAAGGAGCUGGUAGCAACCCAGGGUGAGCCUGGCCGCACCUAUGACAGCAGUUCUCAUACCGUCAUGGCCAACCUCCUGUGGAAGGGCCACCCGGUUACUGUACGGCAGCUGAAGAGCCCCGAAUCCAGCCCUGACGUGCUAUUGGCUGACCUUCAGCACUGCAGCAUCCUGCACCACCCUGGCCUGCUGCUGCUGAUGGCACUGAGCCCCUCAGAGGACCUGUCCAGACUGAGUCUACUCUUUGAGCCCGUGUGUCUGGGCUCCCUUUAUUUCCUGCUGCAUUCUGUGGGAGCGGAUGAGGAGGGUCCUCCAGUUCUGCCAGGCCUGCUGCCCGGCCCUCUGCUGCUACAGGUGUUGGAGGCCCUGUUGUUCCUGCAGUCCCGCUGCUGGGCCCACGCUGGCCUGACUUCCCAUGCUGUGCAGCUCGUGCGGCCAGGCCUGGCUAAGGUGAGCCACCUAGAACACGGGCGUCCACUGCACCAGCCCAGGCUGCAGCCCAGGCUUCAAAAAGACUGCUCCCAGAGAGACCCAAAUCCAGGGCUGCCCCCACCCCCUGAACUAUACCCAUGGCUACCACUUGAGCUGAUCCAUGGUGACAUGCCAGCCACUACCUCAGACCUCUACAGCUUCUGCAUCCUGGCCCAGGAGGUCUUCACUGGAGAGCUGCCCUGGGCUGGAGGAGAGGGGCCUGAAGUGAAGGCUAAGCUAGAGGCAGGCCAGAGUCCAGGCCUGGACCCCUUGCUGCCAGCCCCCUACCAGGCUCUGGUUCAAGCUGGGCUGGGUCUAGAGCCUGCCGACCGCUGGGGCAGCUUACAGAGCAGUCGGUACCUGCUUCGAAAGGCCAUGGCCAAGGAUCUGGCACCCAAGGGCAGCUCCCCACUAGAAUGGACAACACUGUCUCCUGUAACCCUGGGUUCCCUGCCAGAGCAUCUGUACUGUGAAGGGGCUCCCAGGACCAGGGCCAAGGCCAGAUCCAGGCUUGUGCUCCCUUUCGCAGACCCUUCUCAGUCUCUGGAGACUCCUGAGGUCACAGGUCACAGUAGAGACCAGCAGAAUGCAGCCUGGGACUCCGGCAGUAGCUUGACGCUAGGCAGUAGCCUCUGUCCCAGCCCCAGCCCCAGCCCACACUGUUGCCCGGAGCCCAUCUCAAUAAAACCUGAUAGUGAGGACCAUGAGCUGACAGAAGGCAGUCUCCUCUCCAGCCUACAGGAGAUGGAUCUGCUGGAGGAGAUCAUGGCAGAGCUGCAGAAUAAGUGUCACCUCGAAGACAAGCCUAGGCUGAGUCCUACUCUUAGCCCAGACUCCUAGGGUGCCCUCCCUGCAGUGUCUCCCUGCAGACACUGCCCUGGGCACCCUCCCAAGACUGACCCCAACCCUCAAUGUUUGCCUCAAAGCAAAGAACAUGGGAAAAUCCCCA